Molecule: messenger RNA, 706 nt
Organism: Rhipicephalus microplus (southern cattle tick)
Lineage: Eukaryota; Metazoa; Arthropoda; Arachnida; Ixodida; Ixodidae
Source: RefSeq, a predicted model, not a curated record
AUGACUUCCGACAACAAACUCAUGAACAAUCGCGAGAAGGAGGUGCAGACAUACUUGGUCAUCAACCACCCUCCGGUCAAGACGGCCGCCCAAGGCCGCACCGCAGACACGACGCGAACUGCCGCUGCAAGUGGAGGAGGCGGCCACCACGCCGCCGCCUCUUCGAUCAGCACUUCGUACGGCUACCAGCUGCACAGGGAGACAAACCACCAUGUGCCGGUGUUGAUCACGACGGGACACGUUCCCUUGUUGGCCCGCGCCCCGGCGCACAAGACGUACGUCACGGUGCAGCACCUGCACCACGCCGUGCACCACGUUCACCAACCGCUGGUUCUCCUGCCGCCACAGCCCCACCUACCGGUACACUACGGGAGACGGGAUCGUCUCUCAGCCCAGAGUUCGAGCUUCCGUCACAAGCACAACCCUUACGUGCGCCUGCCGGACUACCCCGCCUACCUCAGCCGCAACGCCGUGCUCAGUCUGGAAGACCUGGCCGAAGCCGAGGCCGAGCCGACCCUGAAGGUGUACAGGGCGGACGCCGAAUACCCGCCACUGAACAUGCGCAACCGGAGAAAGCUCUACUCGCUCGGAUACAUCUACAUGCUCGACUUCCUCGAGAACUCGUACCUUAAGCGCUGAUCAUCUCGGUUAUGCACCCGCCGAACACACUGAACACAUUUCUUGGACAUCUGUGACCGACCGAAAC